Daphnia pulex (common water flea) is the source of this 3071-nucleotide messenger RNA. Its product is annotated as lipase member N-like. Gene Ontology annotation, molecular function: hydrolase activity, acting on ester bonds. The record is from RefSeq and is a predicted model, not a curated record. NCBI's taxonomy places the organism in Eukaryota, Metazoa, Arthropoda, Branchiopoda, Diplostraca, Daphniidae. Bases 1379 to 2653 code for a protein of 424 amino acids. Gene Ontology annotation, biological process: lipid metabolic process. The transcript has 12 exons.
UUUUUAACUAAUCAGUCUAAUUAAAAAAAAGCGCGGUAGUAGGUUAGCGGAACUCUUCUUGACCUCAGAAGAGAAAAUAUUUCCUGGUCUUGUGGCUUCCUUAUUUGCUUGGCAUUCCGCCACGGAUUGUGAGUCGUGUGCUGAGUUACAAAUGAGCCGAGAAUCUUCUCUCCGUUGAAAUUCCGCUCGCUAUCGAUUGAUAAUAGUCUAUACACUGAACUGUACUUCUUUACCACCUGUUGUAAUUGUGUUAAAUGUAUUGAAAAACUGCUAACCUUCGUACAAUAACCAUUCGUUGAGGUAACCCACUCGCGAUUCUUUUCGGAUUUCUUUGCUUAGUCUUACUUAUCACCUUCGAAAACUUUUAUUUAUUUAAACUUCUCUAUUUCGAUUUUCUUUAUAGUCGGUACAGCGUUACAAGUAGUGAUUUAUAGGGGUGGGCUCUAACACAAAGACAAGAAAAUCAUUAGGUACAAUCUGUAUUCCGCUCCACUGCAUCACCGCCACCUGUCAAAAUUAGAAAGCCUCGUGCCCUACUACUACUGAUCUCUUUUGUCCCUUCAUCAACUGGUUAGGUUGCAAAAAUGAUUGACGGUGUCAGAAAACAUUGCGGUUUUAGACUUGCAUAACUCGAGUAAGUUUUGUUGUUUGUUAUGUUCCACUAGUCCAGUUUUGUAGGUUAGUGUGGAGACUUCCAAGUCUCCAUUGUCAAUUUUACAACAUGUUUUCGUUUGUUCCAAAUAUAUUUCAUUAUCUAGUAGUUAAAAAAUACCAUAUGCAGGUUUUAAAAGUCAGAAGUUUCAAAUGACAGAAGGGUCUAUUAUCAAACGUUUUAUUUAGACCAUAACUGAAUGACGUAUCGUGCUAUCGUCCAUUAUUAGUUAAGUUUAUUGGCAGAAGGCGUUAGUGAGAAAAUGCUGUUUUUCUUGUGUGUCUUGUUCUAAAAACUAAUAAGUGUCUGUGAGAAAGCAGGCGAUGUCCAGAAAGAAUUUGAGGGUACAAGUAACGGGACUUUUCGCGCCUCUUGUCAAUGAUUUUUUUCUUUUUAGAUUAUUAUUUAUUAUUUCAGGGCCUACCACAUUUAUUUUUGUUUUCAAAUACAUUCAAUACGGCGUUCUGAAGCGAAUCGCUGAUUCCCUUAAAUCGACAUUUUGAUACGGACAGACUUUGUGUUAUCUAAAAAAAAAAGGAAUGCCUUCAAGGCUUUAGUCCUUCACGCUGGCUUGAUGCGCGCCCAGUCUCAAAUUUUAUUUUAGUUCGUGUUGCCCGUGCGUUUGGAAGUCCGUCGUGUGCGUCACACUUGCCUCUUUAUUUUAUUUGUUAUUGCGUUGCAUUCUGGAGCUCCUUCCGCGUGGUGCUGUGCAACAGUUUUCCCGCUAUGCUUUUGAACCGAUUUAUGUGUUGCUUGUUUUUUCUGUUGACCAUCAGUGCAAUUGACGUCAAUAGUUACAGUUCAAUUAAACAAUAUCGAGACGCAUUAAUCGCCCGUUUACUGUUAAAAAGUUGGAGGAAAAAAGCGGAAGAGCAACGCGUUAGAUUCUUUGAUCGGCUUCCUCAGAGUGUUGAAUCCAGAUAUACACCAACGCAAGUUAUCUCAUACCGAGGAUAUCCUUCCGAGAUUCACCACGUGACUACUGACGACGGUUACAUAAUAGAACUUCAUCGAAUUCCACCCAGGGGUACCGCCAAGAAAGUUGUGUUUUUGCAACAUGGAGUUAUGCAAUCUUCAGGCACUUGGCUUGUCAAUCCUUCCAGUCGUUCGCUUGCAAUAUUACUAGCGGAUCAGUCAUACGACGUAUGGCUCGGUAAUUUCCGUGGUAACAGGUAUUCAAGGAAACAUACAACCCUCGAUCCAAAUUCAGAACAAUAUUGGAAGUUUAGCUGGGACCAAAUAGGGAACUAUGAUAUCCCAGCUGUCAUUAAUUAUAUUCUAAAAGAGACGAGUCAACCCAAGUUGACUUACAUAGGACACUCGUUGGGAUGUGGAGUAUUUUUUAUAGCCAUGGUCUUGCAUCCGGAGCUUAAUGCGAAGAUUGAUCUCAUGGUUGCCCUUGCACCACUUUCAUCUUUUGCCCAUUUUGAUGCUAUCUUUAGGAUUUUAACUCCGUUUAGUAAUCCCAUUGAGAAUUUUCUUGAGUUUACUCGAGCUCGCGUGAUUUUGGACAGCGAUGUUCGUGGGAAAUAUUUAUUCGACCUUGCAUGUGAACAAACCUACAGUCAAGCACGAUUUUGUCGAGACGUCUUUAUUUUAAUCUGUGGACCAAACCGCGACAAUAUUGAUCCCGUUUUGAUCCCUGUCAUCAACGAGAAUUUCAUGACUGGAACCUCAGUUGCUGUUAUUGCUCAAUUUGCACAGAAUUAUAAUGCAGGUGAUGUUUUUCAGGCUUACGAUUACGGACGAGAAGGGAAUUUGCAGAAAUAUGGUUCCACGAAACCAUAUCAAUACGACCUGACAAAAGUUACAGCUCCGGUGUACGUCUUCUCUGGAAAUGCUGACCGAAUAGUUACACCGAAGGAUGUUGAUUGGCUUCUUACAAAACUUAGUAACCUAAAGGGCUCAACUCGAUUCUACGAAUACAACCACUUGGAUUUCAUAUGGGGAACCGAUGUAAAGGAGAGGCUCUAUGAUAAUAUCUUAACUCUUUUAUCGUAAUGCCUCGGCCAAAGCUAUACUCCUAAGCAGAUAGGGGUCUAUCGAUUAAAGUUAUCAAAAGUUAGAAAUAAAAUUUCGUUUGAUUAUUUUUGGUUUUGUUGAAUUAGAGAGAACAUUUAUUUUAUAUUUAUUUAUUAUUUCUUUAAAUGAUUAUAUUUUUAUUUUUAUAUUCUUUAAAACAAUUCACCAACCAUUUGUUAUGAUAACAUGUUCCCUCCGAAAUCAAAAAAUUUGCGAACUAGAUAUGUUUUCUUUUGUGACUGGCGAGGCAAGGCAAGUGCCAAAAGUUGUCUGCCAUUUAAUUUUAAUUAGUGAUUACAUCAGCCGCCUGAUUUGGCGCCUGAUCAAUGCUGAAACCUGAAAUGAUUUGUAAUCUUCAUUAAAGGCGACUUGAAGAAAUAUAGGGAAACCUGUAUUA